Messenger RNA from Drosophila takahashii, 579 nucleotides. RefSeq lists its product as uncharacterized. The record is from RefSeq and is a predicted model, not a curated record. Lineage: Eukaryota; Metazoa; Arthropoda; Insecta; Diptera; Drosophilidae.
AAAGGUUUGUUAUUUAAAACUGGCAUAUGUCAUUAAAAUCCAUUCAAGUAGGCCAAGAGUUUUGCAUCUCAUCAAUUGGGCUGGUUGAUUUUCAUUUUUCAUCAGUCAAUCGAAAGCGAGCAAGAGUAAUGGAGUCGGGCAAGAAGCAAAUGACCGUUAGCGUGAUUAUAGAGAGUACCUGGCGUUUGACAAUUCAACGGUAUGCAAUGGGCAAGAGAGCGCCAUAUAAACACCUGAUGGAUGCGGUUGCCGAAAAGUUCAAAUUGGACCUCAAAGAUUGGGAGUUUGUGGGACCCGGCGGACUGUGCCUUGAGACAUACGAUACGGCACACUUACUGGAAUUCGCCGACUGCCAUGACAUAUUGCUCAAACCAUUAAAUGAUGAACGCAGCUGCGAGGAAGCAUAUGAAAAAAGGCGCAUAAAAUUAAGCACAGAAUGGGAAACCAAGUGAAAAAAGAAUUCAAAUAUCAAUUCUGAAAUAAAAUUCAGUGGCGCUGGCUAAUUGAGCGUCAUUUUACCUCAGAAAAAAUUAAGGAUUUAUUUAUUUAAGCGGGGACACUUGACUAAUUGGUUUCAUA